Esox lucius (northern pike) is the source of this 1193-nucleotide messenger RNA. It is a transcript of the gene eny2, whose product is annotated as ENY2 transcription and export complex 2 subunit. Gene Ontology annotation, biological process: positive regulation of DNA-templated transcription; regulation of transcription by RNA polymerase II; poly(A)+ mRNA export from nucleus. The record is from RefSeq and is marked provisional. Gene Ontology annotation, cellular component: SAGA complex; DUBm complex; nuclear pore. Gene Ontology annotation, molecular function: chromatin binding; transcription coactivator activity. NCBI's taxonomy places the organism in Eukaryota, Metazoa, Chordata, Actinopteri, Esociformes, Esocidae.
AUGUUGGACAAAACAAUUCGUAUCGGCGAGUUAGUUAGCGUUGGCUAGAUACAAUUGUAUUAGAAGUGUAUGCAACAGCAUGCACAUUUUUCAGGACCGUUUUGGCUAAAGGAGUAUGAGUAAAGAUUCUAAGAUGAGGGCGACAAUAAAUCAGAAGUUAACAGAGAUGGGCGAACGAGAGCGGUUGAAGGAGUUGCUCAGAGCUAAACUUACUGAAUGUGGAUGGCGGGAUCAGCUGAAAGCUCAUUGCAAAGAUGUCAUUAAAGAAAAGGGCUUGGAACAUGUGACUGUUGAGGACCUUGUGGUUGAAAUCACACCGAAAGGAAGAGUUCUGGUGCCUGACAGUGUGAAGAAGGAGCUGCUGCAGAGAAUAAGAGCUUUUCUAGCUCAGCAUGCCACAUAACAACAUCGGCAAAGUUUUUUAAAACCCUGUUUUGCUGUCAGAUUUGUAAUAGAGAGCUUGUUUUCUUUUUGCUGUCUUGACAUUAUUAGACUGUUUGCUUUGUUCAAUGUCUGAGUUGAAGAAUAAAAAUGUGGUAGUUCUUAACCCGAUGCACUGAUCAAAACGCCAGUAACCCCAAAAUGUGUUUGAAUAUGCAAUAUGUAAUGCUGUUUUUAAAAUUAUCCUUUUUUGAUGUGUAUAUUGUCUUUGUUUUGUUGGUUGGUUUUGUUAUGCCAUGGACUAAGAGCUAAGGUACACAAGGCAAACCACACAACAAAAUAAUUAGCUAUUGGUUUCUGCUUGCCCUUGAUAGGGGAGAUAAAAUACAUAAUAAUAACAGAAUGGUCUCGUACUAAUUCAUAAUACAUUGAUAUGUAUAAGUGUGUGCAUGUGUGUUUGGUAGAAUGGUUGAGUAGGAAUGUGUUUGUGUGUUGAGCAGAGUCAGUUUAGGUAAUCAGACAGGUAAAAUGUUCCGCAGUCUCAUGGCUUGCCUAAGCCUAGAUACAGUCCCCAUCUUACCUUUGUCAUUGUUAUCCCUUUUUAUUUUUCUUAUUACCCCUUAAAUCACUUAGGCCAUCGCUGCUGCAAUCACCAUUUUAGGGAAUAUUUCAUAACAUUUUAGAGGGGCUUUGUGACAAUGGAAAAGCUUUUAGAAAGGGGUUAGUGUUAAGGUUUGUCCUCGCUUUUUAAAAGGGUAAGUUGUCUAAUGAUGUGUUUAUUCAGCCAGACAAAUACAGAAUUUUUUCCCACU